Molecule: messenger RNA, 1289 nt
Organism: Vigna angularis (adzuki bean)
Lineage: Eukaryota; Viridiplantae; Streptophyta; Magnoliopsida; Fabales; Fabaceae
Product: 2-oxoglutarate-dependent dioxygenase 19
Exons: 4
Coding region: 81-1103 (340 amino acids)
Source: RefSeq, a predicted model, not a curated record
AGUAGCAGGUUUUACUAAAAGUACUGCAUUCUGUCAACUAAAGCCAGAAAGAGCAGAAUCACUUGGAGGAGAAAUUAACGAUGUUUAGUGUUAAAGAAUUAGUUGAAUCGAGUACCAUGAACUCUGUUCCCUCCAACUACAUUUGCCAUAAAACCCCUGAAGAUUUCAUGUUGAAUUAUGAGACAGAGAACAUUCCAACCAUUGAUUUUCUCCAACUCACCUCUUCCAAUCCCAAUGAACGCUCCAACGCAAUCCAACAACUUGGAGAUGCAUGUCGUGAUUGGGGUUUCUUUAUGUUGAUCAAUCACGGUGUGCCGGAGACACUGAGGGAGAAGAUGGUUAGGGUUGGUGAGAGCUUCUUUGAUAUGAGCAAGGAAGAAAAAAUGGAGUUUGCAGGAGAGAAGAUACUUGAUCCAAUAAGAUAUGGAACAAGCUUCAAUCUCAUGGUCGACACGGCACUUUUCUGGAGAGACUAUCUCAAAUGUCUUGUUCAUCCUCACUUCAAUGCUCCUUCUAAGCCUCCUGGUCUUAGGGAAACUUUUGAGGAAUACAGCAGAAAGGGUAAGAAAGUGGUUGAAGAGUUGCUGAAAGGAAUAUCUCUAAGCUUAGGGCUUGAAGAAAACUACAUACACAAAAGGAUGAAUGUAGAAUUGGGGAGCCAAGUGCUUGUUAUCAACUGUUACCCACCAUGCCCUAAGCCUGAACUUGUUAUGGGUCUUCCUGCACACACAGACCAUGGCCUUCUCACUCUUCUGCAGCAAAACCACCUUGGAGGGCUUCAAAUUCAACACAAGGGCAAGUGGAUUCCCAUCAACCCCUUACCCAACUCCUUUCUCAUCAACACUGGAGAUCACAUGGAGAUACUAACGAAUGGGAAAUACAAGAGCGUUAUUCAUCGAGCUGUCGUGAACACAAAAGGGACUAGAAUUUCUGUUGGUACUGCACAUGGACCCAAUCUUGACACCAUAGUGGAUCCUGCACCAGAGCUUGUAGGAGAUGAUAAUCCAGCACUAUAUCGUGCCAUCACUUACAGAGAUUACAUACUGCUUCAGCAAAACAAUGAACUCGAUAAAAAGACUUGCUUGGAGCGUAUUCGGAUUUGAAUCAACGCAACAAACUCCUACGUACCAUAAAUUUUAUGCAGCAUCCAUGAUGCAAUUCUUGUAUGCUUCUUUUUCACCGUUUAGUUUUUGUUGUGAUUGAUGUGCUUGGAAUUAAUGUAGUGUGUCGCUGAAAAUGGAUGCGAAAAAGAUUAAUAAAUUCACUUCAUGGAAGCAAGUGUUGUUUUA